This is a messenger RNA of Lotus japonicus, 4614 nucleotides long. RefSeq lists its product as uncharacterized. Gene Ontology annotation, molecular function: nucleic acid binding. Lineage: Eukaryota; Viridiplantae; Streptophyta; Magnoliopsida; Fabales; Fabaceae. The record is from RefSeq and is a predicted model, not a curated record. The transcript has 7 exons. Gene Ontology annotation, biological process: DNA integration. Bases 1 to 4614 code for a protein of 1537 amino acids.
AUGCGGAAGCAUAUAAAGGAGACCAAGUCAAUUGGAGCGAGAGUAACUUGUUUGGAGUGCAAAUUUUGUGGUGAAUCUCAUGAUAGUAAUCAGUGUACUGUCAAUGAUGAUGAUAGCAAGGUCAGAACAUUGACUCAAGGAGGAAAAACUCCAACCUCAGAACAAGACCCUCUUGACCAGCCGCAAAUUGUUGUAAAGACGGUUGGCAAGAAGAGUCUUGAGGAGCUGAUUGAGAGAUUCAUUGAUCAUACAUCGAGCAAUUACAAGAGCCAUGAUAUGGCUAUAAAGAGCCUGGAGAGUAAAUUGGGACAGCUAGCAAAGCAAAUGUCCGAUAAUCACCAAGCCACUGGUGAGGCUGAGAUUAAAGUAGCUAAGGGAACUCUAACUUUGAAAGUAGGUGAAGAUGAGGUCCUCUUCAAUAUUUUUGACUCUUUGAAACACCGAGCGGAUGAGGAAGUUUUCCGAUGUGAAGUAGUGGAUGAGCUCGUGUGUGAAGAGUUUGUUAGGAUAUCUAUUAAGGACCCCUUGGAAACAACAAUCAUGGAGGGGUUAGAGAUAGAGGACCAAAAUCUUGAGAGAGAACUUGAUUCUUUGUACCAUGAGGUGAAUGCUACUCUAUCUCAAUUAGAAUGUGUCUCAUCUCUUGCCACCAAAAGCAUUUGGAAAGAAGAAUUAACUAGGGAUGAGGAGAUUCCAAUUGAGGAGAAGAGUGAGCUCAAGCCGCUCCCUUCCUCUCUCAAGUAUGCUUAUCUUGAGGAAGGUGAGAAUAAACCUGUUAUUUUGAAUAGUGCUCUCACUCCCUUGGAAGAGGAGAAACUCCUCAGAGUUUUGAGGGAUCACAAGUCAGCUUUGGGUUGGACUAUUGAUGAUAUCAAAGGUAUUAGUCCUGCGAUAUGCAUGCAUAAAAUUUUGUUGGAAGAAAAUUACAAACCAAUAGUCCAACCUCAAAGAAGACUUAACCCUUCCAUGAAGGAUGUGGUGAGGAAAGAGAUAAUUAAAUUGCUUGAUGCAGGUGUGAUUUAUCCAAUUUCGGAUAGUGAAUGGGUGAGUCCCGUUCAAGUGGUUCCCAAGAAAGGAGGCAUCACUGUGGUUGCCAAUGAGAACAAUGAGUUGAUUCCCACUCGUCAAGUGACGAAGUGGAGGGUUUGUAUUGACUAUCGAAGGCUGAAUUCGGUAACUAGAAAGGAUCACUUUCCUUUGCCCUUCAUAGAUCAAAUGCUGGAUAAGUUGGCUGGGCAUCAAUACUACUGUUUUCUUGAUGGCUAUUCCGGGUACAACCAAAUUUGUGUUGCACCGGAAGACCAAGAGAAGACGGCAUUCACUUGCCCUUACGACGUGUUUGCUUAUAAGAGAAUGCCAUUUGGGCUUUGCAAUGCCCCAGCUACUUUCCAAAGGUGUAUGUUUGCUAUUUUCUCUGACUUGAUAGAGACUUGCAUCGAGAUUUUUAUGGACGACUUCUCUGUUUUUGGUCCAAAUUUUGAUGCUUGUCUAGGGAAUUUAGCCUUGGUGUCCGAAAGGGGGAUUGAGGUUGAUAGAGCUAAGAUUGAAGUCAUUGAAAAGCUCCCUCCCCCGACUAACAUCAAGGGUAUUAGGAGUUUCCUCGGGCAUGCUGGGUUUUAUAGGCGGUUUAUUAAAGAUUUUUCCAAAUUAGCUAAGCCUAUGACCAACUUGCUUGAGAAGGAGGCACCUUUUACUUUUGAUGAGAAUUGUUUGAAAGCGUUUGAGUCUAUUAAAAAGAGUUUGGUGACAGCCCCGGUAAUUGUUGCUCCGGAUUGGUCUCUACCAUUUGAAAUCAUGUGUGAUGCUAGUGAUCUAGCUUUAGGGGCUGUCUUGUGUCAAAAGAAAGAAAGAGUGUUGUAUGUGAUAUACUAUGCAAGUACAGUGUUGAAUGAGGCCCAAAGGAACUACACUACAACUGAAAAAGAGUUGUUGGGUGUAGUCUUUGCUUGUGAAAAGUUUAGGCCUUACAUCUUGGGUUUUAAAGUAGUUGUUCAUACUGACCAUGCUGCUUUGAGGCAUUUGUUUGCUAAACAGGACUCUAAGCCAAGGUUGAUUCGAUGGGUCUUACUCCUUCAAGAGUUUGACCUUGAGAUCAUUGACCGGAGAGGCAAGGACAAUGGCGUGGCAGACCAUUUGUCGAGAUUGGAAGGUGGGGCGUGCAGCCCAAUACCUAUUCAAGAGGAGUUCCCGGAUGAGAAACUCCUAGCUGUUUCCACCGAGGAACCCCUACCCUGGUAUGUACAUUUUGCUAAUUUCCGUGUUGCUGGACUUAUUCCCCAUGACUUGACAUGGCAGCAAAAGAAAAAAUUUCUGCAUGAUGCAAAAUCUUACCUCUGGGAUGACCCUUUCCUUUUCAAAAUUUGUUCUGAUGGAGUCAUUAGAAGGUGUAUCCCAGAAAGUUGUGAUAGAUGUCAACGAACUGGUAACAUUUCAAGGAGAAAUGAGAUGCCCCUAAAAAAUAUUUUGGAAAUUGAGUUGUUUGAUGUUUGGGGCAUCGAUUUCAUGGGACCUUUCCCACCUUCUUUUGGUUGCCAGUAUAUUUUAGUGGCUGUUGAUUAUGUUUCCAAGUGGGUUGAAGCCGCUGCACUCUCAACAAAUGACUCUAAGGUGGUGGUUGCUUUUCUAAAAAAGAACAUUUUUACUAGGUUUGGUGUUCCUAGGGCGAUUAUAAGUGAUGGGGGUACCCACUUUUGCAACAGAGCUUUCGAGUCUCUCUUGGAAAAAUAUGGUGUAAAGCACAAAGUGUCUACCCCCUAUCACCCCCAAACUAGUGGGCAAGUUGAGAUUUCUAAUCGGGAGUUAAAACGUAUUCUUGAAAAGGUGGUGGAUUCUUCCAGAAAGGAUUGGUCAAGGAAACUUGACGAUGCUUUAUGGGCCUACCGAACCGCUUUUAAAACUCCGAUUGGUACUUCUCCUUUCCACUUAGUUUUUGGGAAAGCGUGUCACUUACCCGUGGAAUUAGAACACAAAGCCUAUUGGGCCAUAAGGAAAUUGAAUUUUGAUUGGAAAGUUGCUAGCGAGAAGAGACUCUUGCAAUUGAAUGAGCUUGACGAGUUUCGACUCCGAGCUUAUGAGAGUGCUAGCAUCUACAAGGAAAAAACAAAGAAGUGGCAUGAUAGAAAAAUUUUGAAUAGGGAAUUUGUCUCAGGGCAAUUGGUGCUGCUCUUCAAUUCUAGAUUGAGACUCUUCCCUGGGAAACUCAAGUCUAGAUGGUCUGGACCCUUUGUGGUCAAGAGGGUGUUUCCUCAUGGUGCUGUUGAGGUCGAAAACCCAGAGACCAAGAACACUUUCACCGUGAAUGGACAGAGGUUGAAAGUGUACCAUGGUGGGAUUGAGAGCCUAAAUUCUAGAGUAGGAGGUGACUCUAAUGCCUCCAUGGUAAUUGGUAAAGAAGCUACUACUGUACGCCUCAUUCUAUCUCUUGCUGUGCUCAAUGAUUGGCAGCUUCAUCAGUUGGAUGUCAAAAAUGCUUUCCUUCAUGGUCAUCUCACUGAAACUGUUUAUAUGGAGCAACCUCCUGGGUUUGUUGAUCCUCGCUUCCCAACUCAUGUGUGUCGAUUGAACAAGGCCCUCUACGGCCUCAAACAGGCCCCUCGUGCUUGGUUUCAGCGCUUAAGCUCUUUUCUUCUGCGCUACGGUUUUUCGUGUAGUCGGGCUGAUCCUUCCUUGUUCUUCUUCUACAAAGGACGCAUUACCCUGUAUCUUCUGGUGUAUGUAGAUGACAUAAUUCUUACUGGCAGUGACCCUUCUCUUCUGACUGAGUUUAUUGCUCGCCUUAAUGCUGAGUUCGCCAUUAAAUAUCUGGGUAAGCUUGGCUACUUCCUUGGCCUUGAGAUCACUUAUACUGCUGAUGGCUUGUUCUUGGGACAAGCCAAAUAUGCUCAUGAUUUGCUUUCUCGUGCUCUGAUGCUUGAGGUCAGUCAUGUUUCGACGCCCUUGGCUGCCGGUUCUCAUUUUGUUAGUUCCGGUGCGACUUACUCAGAUCCUACGCAUUAUCGCUCUUUGGUUGGGGCCUUGCAGUACUUGACUAUUACCCGUCCUGACUUGUCAUAUGCUGUUAACACGCACUUUGGUCUUACGUUUCGUCGUACCUCCUCUCCUGCUGUGCUUGGUUAUAGUGAUGCUGAUUGGGCUCGCUGCACUGACACUCGCCGCUCCACUUAUGGCUACACCAUCUUUCUUGGUGAUAAUCUCUUGUCUUGGAGUGUCAAGAAACAACCUACUGUUGCUCGCUCUAGUUGUGAAUCUGAGUACCGAGCUAUGGCAAAUACUGCUUCUGAGCUCGUUUGGUUGCUUAAUCUUUUUCAUGAGCUUCGUGUUCGCUUAUCAGCGACUCCUCUUCUUCUUAGUGACAACCAGAGUGCUUUGUUUAUGGCUCAAAAUCCGGUUGCUCAUAAACAUGCCAAACACAUUGACUUGGAUUGUCACUUCGUCCGUGAGCUGGUUUCCUCUGGUCGAUUAGAUGUUCGCCAUGUACCCACUUCUCUCCAGCUUGCUGAUUUUUUCACUAAGGCGUUACCUCGUCCGUUGUUUGAACUCUUUAGAUCCAAGCUUCGCGUUGUUGUUAAUCCAAAGCUAAGCUUGACGGGGGAUGUUAGAGAUAAAUAUGUGUAA